Molecule: messenger RNA, 1452 nt
Organism: Aspergillus viridinutans
Lineage: Eukaryota; Fungi; Ascomycota; Eurotiomycetes; Eurotiales; Aspergillaceae
Product: putative carboxylesterase
Exons: 6
Coding region: 1-1452 (483 amino acids)
Source: RefSeq, a predicted model, not a curated record
AUGGCCACCAUUCUUCAGACAAGAUAUCUGGGUGAAGUUCGAGGCAAGAGUCACGACGGUGUGAGUCAGUUUCUGGGCAUUCGAUACGCUACUCUCAACGACAGAUUCGCAGACGCGGAACUCAUAGAGCAGCGUGAAGGUAGUAUCGUCGACGCGAGCAAGGAUGGUCCAACUGCUUUGUCUCCUUCGUUCGGGUGUGACUUGGAGCUCGGCCACAUUCAGCAUAUCCUUCCAAAGAAAGAGCUUCCUCAAUCGGACUUGAACUGUCUCAACCUGAAUAUCACCGUUCCGGCGGGCACAACAGGGACCUCCAAACUUCCAGUCUUUCUCUUCAUUCACGGCGGAGGGCUGGUGCUUGGAGCUAACUCCUGGCCACAAUUCGAUUACGCACGAUCAGAAGUGGCCAUGAGAUGGGUGCAAAAACACAUUGCCGAUUUCGGUGGAGAUCCUGAUAAUGUGACACUUGCCGGGAUGAGCGCUGGAGGUGCGUGUGUAACGUAUCACCUUGACUCUGACGAGCAACUCUUUAAGCGGGCUAUUGUGAUGAGUGGUACAUGUCUACUCAUCCAACCCUUGCCUUACGAUUUACAUGAGCAGAACUACCGGCAAGCCAUUGCAGCAUUAGGACUGGCCGAUGCCAGUUCAGAGGAUAGAAUCAAAACUCUUCUGGAAACACCGGGUGAGGCCUUGGUCGCGAAAAUCCCUCCAACUGUUCUAGCAGUUCCUGCAAUUGAUGGGGACAUUGUGUCCUCGGCCGUUACCUAUGCGCAGGUAGCUGAUAAAGGGUCUAACUUUCCCCGCGGAAAGAAGUGGUCCGAAGAUCUAAUGAUUGGCUACGCUCAGAUGGAUGCUAGUAUCAUGGCGUUUUUGAUGUCACAUACGAAGAAAGACUGUGCAAGCAAGUUUGUUACCGCACUGAACACCAUACUUGCAUCUAAAUCGGAUGUUUCGCAACAAACCUUGAACAAGUACAACAUCACAGAGGACAUGACAGACGACGAGGCCUUCCCGGCUAUUCUCAACUACAUAAAUGACAUUGCUUUCUUUGCUCCGGUUCUGACGUUUGCAAAGGGCUGGAAAAACAAUGUAUACGUCUAUCACUUCAACGAAGGGAACCCAUGGGACGGACCUUGGAAAGAUCGAGCGAGUCAUAUCAUUGACUUAGCCUACCUGUUCCAGAACUUCCGAGAGUUUAUGGGGCCAGACCAGCAGCAACUUGCAAUCACCUUCGCCGAGGACUUCUUUAAAUUCUGCCAUGGCGUGAAGCCAUGGCCGGCCGUUGCCCAGAAUGAUGUAGAAGCUGGCUUCACGGCACGAGUCUACGGUCCUGCACCCAAUGUCGGGCAAGUGAACGGGCUGUACAACGAGGGAAGUUUGCGAAGAAGUGUUCUCUUCGACCACACUGACAAAGCGUCGCUAGAUGAGUUUGCAAAGCCCAAGGUCGAGUCAUGA